AUGGCGGCCGCCGCGGUCCUGGCCGCCAUAUUAGCGCUAUUCUUCCGCGCCGCGUCCGCAACGGCCGCGACGGCUGCGGCUGAGGCGGACCACAUCGGCAGCCUGCCGGGCCAGCCGCCGGUCAACUUCUCCAUGUACUCCGGCUACGUCACCGUCGACGCGGCCGCGGGGCGGGCCCUCUUCUACUGGCUCAUCGAGGCGGCCGGCGUGCCCGCGGAGUCCGCGCCGCUCGUGCUCUGGCUCAACGGCGGGCCCGGGUGCUCCUCCGUCGGCUACGGCGCGUCGGAGGAGCUCGGCUUCUUCCGGAUCAACGCCGACGGCAGGACGCUCUACUUGAACCCCUACCCCUGGAAUAAAGCCCAUGAUUCGUACAAUUUCUUGGUGAAUUGGUUAGAGCGGUUUCCACAAUACAAGUAUCGCGAUUUCUACAUUACAGGAGAGAGCUACGCAGGCCACUAUGUGCCUCAGUUGUCUCAACUAGUAUACCGGAACAACAAAGGCAUCAAGAAGCCAAUCCUAAACUUCAAAGGCUUCAUGGUUGGAAAUGCGGUAAUUGAUGAUUACCAUGACUUCAUUGGCACAUUUGAGUACAUGUGGACACAUGGGCUAAUCUCUGAUGAAACCUAUGAGAAGUUGCGGUUGGCCUGUCAGUUUGAGGUAUCUGAGCAUGCGUCGAAGGAAUGCAACAAGAUCUUUGACAUUGCUGAGGCUGAGGAAGGCAAUAUUGAUGCAUACAGCAUCUACACGCCUACUUGUAAGAAGACUUCACUUCAUAAGCGCAGGCUUAUAAGAGGAAGAAUGCCCUGGUUGCCCAGAGGAUAUGAUCCCUGCACCGAGAAGUAUUCCACCAAGUACUACAACUUACCUGAGGUGCAGAAAGCUUUACAUGCCAAUGUCACUGGAAUACCAUACCCCUGGGUAACCUGCAGUGACCCAGUGUAUGAUUAUUGGAAAGAUUCGCCGAGAUCGAUGCUUCCUAUAUACCGUGAACUUAUCGCUGCAGGCUUAAGGAUAUGGGUCUUCAGUGGUGAUGCUGAUUCUGUUGUCCCCCUCACCGCGACAAGAUACUCCAUUGAUGCCCUCUUUCUACCAACUGUCACAAACUGGUAUCCUUGGUACGACGAUGAAGAGGUUGGCGGGUGGUGCCAAGUGUACAAGGGAUUGACACUGGUGACGAUCCGAGGUGCAGGGCACGAGGUUCCCCUGCACCGUCCGCGGCAGGGCCUGAAGCUCUUCGAGCACUUCCUGCGAGAUGAGCCCAUGCCCAAGCCUAUAGAUAGCAUUCAGUCAUUUUAG
This is a messenger RNA of Miscanthus lutarioriparius, 1296 nucleotides long. Lineage: Eukaryota; Viridiplantae; Streptophyta; Magnoliopsida; Poales; Poaceae. The record is from the annotation of a GenBank genome assembly.